This is a messenger RNA of Scleropages formosus (Asian bonytongue), 4308 nucleotides long. It is a transcript of the gene gba2, whose product is annotated as glucosidase, beta (bile acid) 2. Gene Ontology annotation, biological process: carbohydrate metabolic process; central nervous system development; glucosylceramide catabolic process. The record is from RefSeq and is a predicted model, not a curated record. Gene Ontology annotation, molecular function: beta-glucosidase activity; glucosylceramidase activity. Gene Ontology annotation, cellular component: membrane. The coding region runs from base 1076 to 3676 and encodes 866 amino acids. The transcript is spliced from 17 exons. NCBI's taxonomy places the organism in Eukaryota, Metazoa, Chordata, Actinopteri, Osteoglossiformes, Osteoglossidae.
GUCAGACGGUGCAUUUAGCCGGCAAGUUGCUUUUCCUGCAGGGCUUAGCUGUAUGCGUGAUCAUUCUAUCCGAAUAUUAUUGGGAAGCUGGCUCUACAGUGGUCUGCAGCAGCUUAUCAGUUCUGCUCUACUCUUAAAGGUUUUUGUGUUUAAAAAAAAAAUAGUUAGCAAUCAUGCUAUAGCUAGGAAAUAGUAAACUUGUGAUGAAACGACCAGUGACAUGAUUGUACACCUAAUUGAGCUAAGCCUAAGGUCCAGUGGAAAUAUAAUAUUAUUAAUAAACAAGCAGCUGUAGUCUCUAAUUAAGAAAUUAACGUACUGUAGGCUUUGAAAGUCAUAGGCACGUGAGGAGCCGCAGUCAUCUGAAGAGACACCGCCGCCGGUGCAGGCAGUCCAAGCGAAGCGGCAUUCAGUUACUGCUGCCACCUCACCACACCUGCACAUUCGACGUCUCGAGCACCUGGCUCGCGCGUUCUGCACGUUCCGGGGCGACGUUCGACCGCUGACGAGGGGGGGCGUUAAAGGAAUGUGCAGGUGAACAACAUCCGAUAGCGCGGCGUGCGACUACCAACCGGCCAGGUGCUUCUGCUGUCUGAGACGGACGGACGGACAGCUGCGCGCUCGCGAAGGGCCGGAGCGGAGAACGAAAGCGGGGAGUCGGGUUCGACUAAAAGGCGGGGCGAGGCGUGACGUUACAUUACACGACACGACACUCCUCACAGCUGUCUCUUCCUCAUGAUUGUACUUGUUCGUUUGCCGGCGGGUUCCACACGCUCUUCAUCCACGGGGCGCUCGUAACAGAUUACAACUGACGUGACGGGCUCGGCAACGUGGAGUCCCGUGUAAAAGCAAGAGCAAAAGUGUGCGAGCGGUUUAAAUGCUGCGCAGUGCAGAAUUGCCUUGGCUGAAUAGGUUUAUAAUAGGUACAUUUGAUUGGGUGAGAGUGGUGGUGGACGAGUUUGAUCCGGAGGUCAGCUCGCCCUCUUCGCCCGUGUGGUGACGCGGAGCGGCGGCGGCGGCGGCGGAGCCCACAGCUCGGCCUCGGCCUCGGGCUCCUAGGCGGGCGGGCUCAGGGAUGACGAAGCCCACUGACGCCGGAGAGCCCGCUUCCACGGCGGAGCUCAUGAGCCGCUACGUGUCGGCGGAGCGCGGCUACCGGGUCCCCCGGGAGGGCUGGCGAAUCUGCCUGGCGCAUGAGUUCAAGGAGAAGAGAAAGCCGUUCCAGGCCAGAGACGUGUCCCUGUCCAACGUGAAGAAGCACAUCGGCCUAGGAGUGAGGUAUCUGAAAUGGUGGUACAGGAAGACCCAGGUGGAGAAGAAGGCCCCUUUCAUUGACAUGUUCCGUGCCUUACCUCUUCGGCAGAUCUAUGGUGCACCUUUAGGUGGAAUUGGGGGAGGUACCAUCACACGUGGAUGGAGAGGGGAGUUCUGUAGGUGGCAAUUAAACCCUGGAAUGUACCAUUAUGAAACUGUCAUUGCCAACCAGUUCACUGUAUGUCUGCGGCGAGGACAUCAGACGGUGUACCAGCAAGUACUGUCAGUGGAGCGGCCAUCCACCCUGCAAGGUUGGAAUUGGGGCUACUGUGGCGAGUAUGCCUUUUACCAUGCCCUCUACCCCCGGGCUUGGACUGUCUACCAUCUGCCAGGCCAGAAUGUUACACUCACAUGCCGACAGGUGUCUCCUGUCAUCCCCCAUGACUACAAGGACUCUUGUCUCCCAGUGGCAGUUCUGAUAUGGGACAUUGAGAACAAGAAUGACUAUCCUUUAGACGUGUCCAUCAUGUUCACCAUGACCAAUGGCUCGGGCCAUAAGGAUGACAAAAGUGGGGGCCACUGGAACGAACCAUUCCAUUUGGAGAAACAGGGGGAAUCUGUGUCAGGUGUACUGCUGCACCACUGCACCCCCAUCAACCCUUACACUCUAUGCAUUGCUGCCCGAGAGCAGCCUGACAGAGAGAUUAGCUAUCAAACAGCAUUCCUCCCCAAAGGAACCUGUGAGACGCUCUGGUCUGACCUCAUCUCUGAUGGACGUCUUGAUUCCCCUACAGGCUCUAGCCCCCCCACUCAGAAGGGAGAGAAGGUGGCAGCAGCAUUGGCAGUAAGCUGCCUAGUCCCUGCCCAGGGACACAACAGCAUGGAGUUCAGCCUUGCCUGGGACAUGCCCAGAAUCACCUUUGGUUCGCGUGAGAGAGCACACAUCAGGAGAUACACACGUUUCUUUGGAAGUCAGGGUGACUCUGCAUCCUCUCUCUGUCAUUAUGGCCUCACUCACUACCAAGACUGGGAAACAAGGAUUGAGGCAUGGCAAACACCCAUACUGGAAGACAGCUCCCUGCCUUCUUGGUACAAAUCGGCACUCUUCAAUGAAUUGUAUUUCCUGGUGGAUGGUGGCACCGUGUGGGUAGAGCUUGCUGAGGAUGCUGAUAUCACUGGGAGUCAGAGCUGUGAGUAUGGGGGGCUGCCAGCCCAGCCGUCCGUCAUCAAGGAGUACGGACGCUUUGCCUAUCUGGAAGGCCAGGAAUACAGGAUGUACAAUACGUACGACGUGCACUUCUAUGCUUCUUUUGCCCUCAUCAUGCUGUGGCCAAAGCUAGCACUCAGCUUGCAGUAUGACAUAGCUGGCUGUGUGGUUCAGCAAGACCUUACAGAGAGACUUAAUCUAAUGAGUGGUCAGUAUUCCCCAGUUAAGACCCGAAAUGUGGUUCCACAUGACAUUGGGGACCCUGAUGACGAGCCCUGGCUGCGUGUCAAUGCAUACCUGAUUCAUGACACAGCCAACUGGAAGGACCUGAACCUGAAGUUUGUGUUACACGUCUACCGGGACUUCUACCUGACGCAGGACAAGCAGUAUUUGGAGGACAUGUGGCCUAUCUGCCAGGUUGUGAUGGACUCAGAGAUGAAAUUUGACCGAGAUGGGGAUGGGCUGAUUGAAAAUUCAGGCUUCGCUGACCAGACUUACGAUGGCUGGACUGUUACAGGACCCAGUGCAUACUGUGGGGGGCUGUGGUUGGCUUCUGUUUGCGUGAUGUGCAAGAUGGCACGGCUGAUGGAUAAUAACUCCGUCUAUCAUCGCUACAAAGACAUUUUGGACAGGGGGAGUGCUGCAUUUGACAGUUUGCUGUGGAACGGUCAGUAUUAUAAUUAUGACAGCAGUGGACGGGAACUGUCCAGCAGCGUCAUGUCUGACCAAUGUGCAGGUCAAUGGCUCCUUCGUGCAUCUGGCCUUGGAGAGGGUGAAUAUCAGGCUUUCCCAGUAGACAAGGUACGCCGUGCCCUGAAGUCAGUGUUUGAACUGAAUGUGCAGGGCUUUGCCAGGGGCCAGAUGGGGGCUGUCAAUGGGAUGCGCCCAGAGGGUGUGCCUGACCGUUCCAGUGUCCAGUCAGAUGAAGUGUGGGUAGGGGUGGUGUAUGGACUUGCUGCCACUAUGAUUCAUGAGGGUAUGCUGGAGGAGGGCUUUCGCACAGCUGAGGGCUGUUACCGCACAGUUUGGGAGCAGCUUGGGAUGGCAUUCCAGACUCCUGAGGCCUACUGUGAAAAAGGCAUUUUCCGUUCCCUGGCAUACAUGCGUCCCCUAAGUAUUUGGGCCAUGCAGCUUGCACUGGACUCGCGACGGUGUAAUGGUAGUGUUACAGAGGGUGAACCUGUUGAGGCUGCCUCACCUCCAGAGGCUCACUGAUAGACCUGCAUUUAGGGUGAUACCAGGUGUACUCUGUUUAGUUUCACAAGAAGUAGAACUUAGCAACACUUCACUGUUGUUAUAAGUGAAGUCUCUGUGUACUGAAAGUUUUAUCAUCAGAGUGAUAACUGGAGGAAUUCAUGGACUUGCUAUUGUCAUGUACUGCCUUGCUAUAAGUUAUAGAUGUCUGUGACAUGCACUGACUUACAGGUGAAGAGUUUAAGACUGAAAGUAAACAUUUUUAAAAAAUUACAUCUGGAAAAUUUUGCAAAGAUUAUGCAUUAUGAAUGGCUUUAUGUUGAUUCCUAAUUUUCAUUUACCGUACCACAAAUAUAAAAUACAUUGUCCAAAGGUAAACCUUUGUAACAAUCAAUGUAAUAACUGACAAUAAAUGGCUAUGAAAGUGACUUAUGGUUACAGUUUCAUGUAGUGGUUCUAAAAGAUGUUUGUUUUCUAGGUUAGGUCUUAAAUGUAUAGUGAUUCACUGUGUGCAGUUCUGAUAAAUCUAGCAUGGUACCCACAUCAGAUGAAGUUCUGUUUAAUACCUGGAUUAAUAACAGAAUAAACUACAGCUUUAGGAGACAAAAUCUGCAGUUUUCAAUGCAUCAAUGCUUGAAAAUCCCCUGAUGUUA